AUGGAAAGGAAUCCUCUCGUGAAGCAGCACAAGUCGGACCAUAUCUGGUUGAGAGUGCCGAGGCUUCUGUAUUUUCACGAAAUACCCCCGUGGCAGCAAGACAAUGAAUACCUUUUAUCAGGCUAUAGGCCUACAUCUGGCUCUACCUGGGUUUCCUUCGCCGGCCUGGCUUAUCUGCACAACCAAACGAUCAAUAUUUAUUCACAUUUAGUUGGAUGCAUCGUUUUUUGUGCCUUGCCUUUCUACUUCUAUUGGAAUUAUUAUCGGCUCCAAUCAAAUGCAUAUGUUGACGAUCUGGUUGUAAUAUCCAUUUACUGUCUUGGAGUUGCAGUCUGCUUUGCAUUCUCAGCGACAUUUCACAUACUAUGGAAUCAUAGCCAAACUCUCACCUCAUUUUGGAAUAAGCUAGACUAUCUAGGCAUUCUCGUUUUAAUGUGGGGUGCCGGUAUUCCGACGAUUUACUAUGGCUUCUUCUGCAACCAGAAAUUACAGUGGUUUUACUGGAUGACUACAAGCAGCACUGCACUAUGCUGUACUAUAGUCACAUUACACCCACGCUUCAUCUCGCCCCAAUUCAGGCGUUGGCGCGCAUGCUUUUACGGUGGAUUUGGACUAAGUUCUAUUAUAUUUGUUAUUCAUGGUCUAAUUCUCCAUGGAUGGGAACUUCAGAAGGAACAUAUGUCCUUAAAUUGGAUGGCGUGGAUGGCCACAUCUAAUCUUACGGGAGCAGUCAUUUAUGCAGCCAGGGUUCCAGAGAGAUGGGUUCCUCACAAGUUCGAUAUUUUCGGUGCCAGCCACCAGAUACUCCAUGUUGCGGUUAUGAUUGCUGCCGUUAUACAUUUUUGCGGCCUACUCAACGCCUUCUCCAUCAUUCGCUCAAAAGUGGACGCGUGUGUCAACUAA
Molecule: messenger RNA, 903 nt
Organism: Trichoderma virens Gv29-8
Lineage: Eukaryota; Fungi; Ascomycota; Sordariomycetes; Hypocreales; Hypocreaceae
Product: mPR-like GPCR protein
Exons: 5
Coding region: 1-903 (300 amino acids)
Cellular component (GO): membrane
Molecular function (GO): signaling receptor activity
Source: RefSeq, a predicted model, not a curated record